AUGUCAAACGAAGAUUUACUUUUGACUUAUAGUAAUGGCGACGACAGAGAGUGUAGUAAAGGAAUGGGAAUAAAGACUGAGAUUACGUUUAAGUGCGAUAAACAUAUCGGGAAUCCGAAGUUUAUUGAACACAUGGUUUCCGAGUGUAUCUACAGAUUUGAAUGGAAGACUUUAAUGGCGUGUCCAGUAUUGGAUCAAAUCGAUGAACUCAUCUAUAAGGAUGGCUUUCUGGAGGACAAUCGACUCGAUGCCUACAUUAAUGUAUCGGCACUAAUGGGAACAACUUUUAAUGUGAAUGAAUUCAGACAAUUGGAUAAUAAUAAGACAGACAAUUACACUUAUGUCAUAAAUCUGAGUAAACCCGAACUGUCCACUGACUACCAGUGCUCUGAAGCGGGUGUUUGUCAGACAAAAGGCGACUUUAGACGAGAUUUAGGUAGUGUUAAGACACUCAAGUAUUAUCUAAGAGGACAUGAACUUCAAAUGGCAUUGCAGUCCAAAGGAGGCACUCGAGGAAAAUGUGGCAAAAAUGCCAACAAAAAUGUGACCACAAUUUUCCGAUUGCAUUGUUCCUCAUCGGCCGGUGUCGGAGAACCAGAAUUUAUGUACGAAAGCAACGAUUGUGACUAUGUUUUCAAUUGGGAGACAUCGAUGGUUUGCCCAAUAAAUUUCAUCAAACAAGAAGAAUAUAUUGAAUAUAUUACUGAACGUAACAAAUCCCAGGAACGGAUAGAAAAGGAAGAGUUGGAUCAUUUAGAUAAGUCUACUGAAGACAGUCAACAAUCUGGUGGUCACACAAAUCUGGUGAUCGGUUUAAUAAUAGCUAUAUGUUUUGUGGCUAUUGUUUGUGCUCUAUUGCUAUACAAACCAUUCAGGUAUAUUUGA
Molecule: messenger RNA, 885 nt
Organism: Oppia nitens
Lineage: Eukaryota; Metazoa; Arthropoda; Arachnida; Sarcoptiformes; Oppiidae
Product: cation-independent mannose-6-phosphate receptor-like
Exons: 1
Coding region: 1-885 (294 amino acids)
Biological process (GO): protein targeting to lysosome
Cellular component (GO): trans-Golgi network
Molecular function (GO): D-mannose binding; signaling receptor activity
Source: RefSeq, a predicted model, not a curated record